UUUCAUUUGUUGGUUAUGUGCGUACACCGAAUUUCUUUUUCUCUGUUUCUCCAGUUUUUUCUAGAAUCAUGCCCUCACACAGCUUCCAUCUGAUAUGAUUGAUAAAACUGUGUGUUUCUGGUGUCCUCAUGUAAGUUGCUACAAUUCAAUCUAGCUUUUCAUACCCUGCUCGCCAACUUCUCAUCUCUCCAUCCAACGAGGAUGGACCUCAUGGCGGCCUCUCGAUCCCAAGCUAACAUCUCCAGUUCCUCGCUUCUCUCUCAUUUGUUGUUACCUUCUUUGACUUCGAUUUCAUAAGCAAAUCUAGAACGGGGACUAUGAACGGCAAUGCCGGGAGGAUUAGUUGUGAGGCUCACUCCACCCACGGAAGCAAUGCUCCAGCGCCCAAUCCCCUCCGGUCAGCAAUUUCCAACACAGCCAGCUCACAACUCAUCGAAGAGCAUGUUGAAGGCCUUGAACCCUCAGAACUCAGUCACCAGAAUAUGCCGAUACUUCAACCAUGCGCCUCUCACUUGAGAGCUUGUCCAGACCUGAACGCGAGUGAUGCGAAACCGCAGGCUUCAUGCAUCAUUCCAUGCACUGCCCCUAACUUCAAUGACGCAGGGCAGUUAUUACAUCCUGUUUGUCAAGAGACCAGUUCAGCUUCAUCUUCAAACAAUGGUCAGCCUCAUCUUUCAAGCACCCAUCAAAUUGGUACCUGUGAAAAUCCAAACUCAACAACUCAAGUCAGCUCUAGCGAAUCUCAUAAUCAGAUGAGCUUGAGUGACCAGAUGAACCCUACUGGUCCCAGCUUAGCCAAUUCUAAUCAGCAUAUAAUUGUAAACCUGAUGAACUCUGCUGCAAGUCAAUCCGAUAUCAACUCGUCCGGAGAGUUUUCCAGCUCUGGAAUUUCGCUCUGUCAGCAGUUGGAAAGCGGCAUACCAUCAGUUCUUGCUCAAGGUGUGAACCCUAAUUUGCAGCAUCAGAAUGUGAAUAUUCCUGUUUUAAGUUCAUCAUCGCCUGGUUUAAGUCUAGGCCAGAAUUUCAAUCUUAGUGCUUUGCCAGUGAAUUUGCUCAUGCCUGAUCCAAUGUCCACCCAGCCUAAUACAAUUUUGUCGUCCUACAGUAACUCAGCAUGUGGGAACUACUCUCCGUUCGACAAUGGAAUUCCAUGGUUGGCAGAUAAUCGCAACUACUAUGAUCGAAACUUCAGUAAUAGUAGGCUGAGUAUGUUGGAAAACAUCGGGUUGUGUUCGCCGAAUUCCGUGGAGUCUUUAUCGCGAAACUGCAAAGAACUGGGUAAUUACUCCAAGUGUCUUUCAUCUCUCGACCCUUGGCUGAACAUCUCUAAUAUUAAUCAGACUGGAAAAUAUCCUGAUCAGAUCUCGCCUACCAAUAAUCUUCUCCACUUUGAGCCACCAACCGCUGAUCUGAAUGUAAAAUUGGCCGAUUGUUUGAAAGCAGAUCUUGAGAAUAAAGCAAAGUGUGACUCUACUAAAAGUAAGCUCAAUUUCAGUCAACUUGCUGUGAAUACAGAGUUCUCAGAUUAUGAAUAUAAUAUUCCAUGCAUCAGCAGCUCGGCCCCAUACUCUGUCGAUCUGAGCAAGUUUCCUUACCAUUUCUCGAAGAAUGACUAUCCGCCAGCUAUUUCUGAAGUACAUGAAGGCUCUGCCAAGAUCAAGCAUCCUUGUGCCAAAAAUGUUGAGCUGAAGAUUGAUGAGUUCAACGCAAUGAAGAAAAUUGGAGAUUGUUCGAUGAGCAACCAUCAUGGUUUUUUCGGUCAAGAAAUGACAAGAAGCGAGUGCAUGACAGUGCAAGAAGGCUGUGAAGAAAUCGACAUGGGAAGUGAAGGAAGCGAAGAAAGUGAUAUCAUUGUUGAGGACUCCGAUUCCAGAUCAGCCGAUGAAGAACAGAAUGAGAUUUCUGUAGACCAUGCUGAAAAAAUCUUAGGCAGUGGGGAAGCCAAUCUCUCAGAAGUGAAUCCAUGCUCCAUAACCUUGCGUUGUUUCAUCUGUGAUCUGUCAACAACCACAAUGCCGGCCACUCAGUUCAUUCACACCAACAGUGAGUUCCCGGUGACUUCAGCAACGAAAACACCUAUCGUCUCCAAACUUCUGGAAUUUGUCCCUAGAGAGCUCCACAAAUACUUGAGCAUCGAGAAUCAUUUCUUGUGCUGCCGCUGUUUCAACCUUAUUGAGACUGUAGAGAGCCUAGAGGGCAAGCUUGAAUCGGUAAAAAAAAACUUGACCGACACGCUCACUAGGACCGUGACAAUUAUCAACAUUCGUGGUGUGGAGGAAAAGAAGAUCCCUUCUUUGGAGUGGUUUCAACCAGCAGAUUUAUCAGAGGAUCCAGACGCUGCGAAAAAUUGCCAAGAAAUGAACUCAUCUUUAGAUUUGGACAAUCCAAAGGGCAAUGAUGGGUGCAUCAACCGGGAUGUUCAGAAUCCACAGGAAGAAAGUCAUGAGGUAACUGAGUUUUCAAACUCAACAUCGAAAGAAAAUUCAGCGAGUCAAAUUGAAGAUUGUGAUGCCACAGGACAAGAUCCAGAUCACCAGCUUCAACCCAAAGAAAAUGGACCGGCAGACAAGGUUACAGCUUCUCCUGCCGAGAAUCACACGGUGCCCGGAAAGUUUUCCGCCUUCUGUUCUGACUGCGGCAAGGGCUUCAAAUCCAAACUUAAACUAGCACAACAUCUCCUGAUCCACAGUGGUAAAUUCCACUACCUGUGCGAACUGUGCGGGAAGCCUUUCCGUCAGAAACACCACCUGGAGGACCACAUCCUUAAACACGCGGGUAAAUUCAAACACAGCUGCAAAGUUUGCAACAAACGGUUCAUGCAAAAGUCCAGCCUUCGCAUUCACGCAGCCCUGCACACCCAGCAGGACCGACAGAUCUGCCAAUAUUGCGGGAAGAAAUUCUCUAACCAUUGGAACCUCGCCGUUCACAUUGACCUUUGCUUGAAGGUCAUUAAAUUCACAUGCGAAUUCUGUCAGAAGACGUUCAGCCAAAAGAGGCUGAUGGACAACCACGUGGAGUCAGUUCACAAAAACAACUUCAAAUUCACCUGUGAGGAAUGUAAGAAAGGAUUCAUGAAGAAAUCGAGCCUUGAUGCACACAUGAUCGUACACUCGGAUGUGAAAUCUUUCGUUUGCCAGAAAUGUGGCAAAUCGUACAAAACGCAGUCCAACCUAAACCAGCACUCCAAAGUGCACUCGCCAAGCGCGCAGUUCAGCUGCACCGUGUGUGAUGCUAAGUUUCUACGCAAGAGUAGUUUGGAAGCACAUUUGAAUAACCACGAGGAUAGCAAACCGUAUAAAUGCUCCCAGUGUGAAAAGGGCUUUGCCAGUGAGCAUUACCUCAAAAUACAUCGUAGGCAGCAACAUGAUAGAGGAAAAACCGUGCGUAGUGACCGCCAUAAAGGAGUGCAAAGUAAACAUUCGGAAAUUCAUCAGAAGCAGUGCUACAGAGAAAAAGCGACAGAUAUUGCAGUUAACCAAACGUGAAGCUCCUGACUGAUGCUGAACUGAGGUUCAUUUUGAUGUGAUGUGACGUCGACCCUCUUGCAGUUGGCUACUGAUGCUGAACUAAGGUUCAUUUUGAUGUGAUGUGACGUCGACCCUCUUGCAGUUGGCUGUUGAGAUCCAGAAGUGGCGCUGAAAUGCUGUCAAAUGCCGCUGUUUUAUCCGAGUUGCUUUCUGGGAAGUAGAAGAUUUAUCCGUGGCAUUACUGGCAUUCUAUCGGACACGUGCCCCUGUUUGAUCAAAUACCCAACACGCUCAUGCAGGACUGUGAGUUAGAUAUUUUUUUUCUUUUUUUCUUCUAGUGAGAUAUCCUUCGCAACCUUCGCAAACGAAAAGCCACAAAUCUGACACCUUUGCUUCUGUUUCUCGUCUAUUGCAUCCCAUCAUCAGAGAAUAUCAUGACGGAUAAUGUGAUGGAAAGAUGAAAUGACUUGUUCCAUUGCGGUAGAUCAUAAAGAAAAAACUCAGCGUCCUCUGCUUACUGGAUACCGGAUGGAGUGUGAAAUUUUCGAACGUGACUUUUGUCGAACUUUUAUCUAAGAAAAGCAAUUUUUUAGUCUUCUUCAAAUGCGUUUUCCUGCAGGCGAAUUUGCUUUUUUGAGCAACUCGUGAGGAAACUCCUCAUAGAACUUCAGCGUGCACUCGAAGCAAUCUUCUUCUAUUUUCACCUGAAAGUAAUGAAAAUGGUUCCUAAUUUGUUUCAUCCACGGUAUUAAAAUAAUUUUAAAAUUUGUAAGAAUUUUAUGACCUGAAAUCAUCGUAGGAUGCCGAUUUGUACUAUUUUUUUUUUUUUUUUCUAAUCGGAUAUCCGAACUUUAACUUUUACAUGCUGUACCGUACUUUUUCUCAUUCGCACGGAAAUUCAUAUGUAUAUGAGGUUUUUCGUAAAAAACUUCGCAAUUUUCAUGUCCAGAAAGAUCUGAUCAAAGUUGAUCAUUUGCAUUUAGUUCCUCGGCUCUAAGUGCUCUACCCAAGGAAAAUUAAAACGAAAAACUUGUGUAACAGAAAUGAUAGUUUCUCUGGUUUAAUUUUUUUCCGCAGUGUGAAAUUUCAUUUCAGAUAGGUUUUCGUUGAAAAUCGUCGAAUUCCUAAUUUUUUUAAGAUUGCCGUUUACUUCGGGCGUUUUCUGAUGGUCUGGACUAUAUUUGCGAUUCUUCGCGUUUCUUGUAACAUCAUGUCUUCAUGUUUAGACCAUCUCUCCUUUUUUUUUUAAUAUUUUCCCCCCUAAUUUGAUUAAUGCCGACAAAUCACUCAUGUCCAC
Messenger RNA from Bemisia tabaci, 4764 nucleotides. RefSeq lists its product as uncharacterized. The record is from RefSeq and is a predicted model, not a curated record. NCBI's taxonomy places the organism in Eukaryota, Metazoa, Arthropoda, Insecta, Hemiptera, Aleyrodidae.